UAGAUUCAGGUUGAAAAAAGGGGAGACAUGAAGAAGGUAUGAGUUACGGUACACUUGCAAUUGGGGUAGUAUCAGUAUCAGUAUCAGUAUCAAAAAAUCCCUGUGGUAAAUUCACAGUGAAAACGUGGAUGCAGUGGAAGCUGAAAGAGAAGAGAAGAGAAGAGAUACAAAGGAAAUCAAGACAGAUUCGCUCACUCAAGGUGUUAACAUGGGAGUAUUCCAGGAGCAACGAACGGCCAAAGGGGAAACCUGAACACCGGGUCCUGGCCGGCAAGCUGAAAACUAUGGUCUUUAGGAUGCAUGGCGGCGGCCUGAGGGCUAAGGAGACAAAGUGACUCCUGGUUUUGUGGGAACUGAAAUCGUUGCUCAAAGUGAAUAGAAGUAAGGGCUUGAAGGGUUGGAA
Aspergillus japonicus CBS 114.51 is the source of this 403-nucleotide messenger RNA. RefSeq lists its product as uncharacterized. Bases 39 to 335 code for a protein of 98 amino acids. The transcript has a single exon. Lineage: Eukaryota; Fungi; Ascomycota; Eurotiomycetes; Eurotiales; Aspergillaceae. The record is from RefSeq and is a predicted model, not a curated record.